AUGACCAAAAUCAACGAGUUUGGUGCCCCGCAGUACCUCCCCAAGAACCUAGGGCUCUACUACAGCGGUGCAUUCCAGGAGCCCAAGGAUGGCCACUACCAAGAGAUCAUCAGCCCCAUCAACAACAAGGCCAUUGCCAAAGUCGCUUUCGCGGGCAAGGUUGAUACUAUAAAGACCCUUGAAGCAGCUGAGAAGGCGCGAGAGGGCUGGGAGGCCGUCUCAACAUUGGAACGAUGCAGCAUUCUGCGCAAGGCUGCGCAAGUUAUACGUGACCAUGCCGAGGAGCUUGCCGCUCUGGACGCAUGGAACAUAGGAAGCCCCAUCUCCAUCAUGCGGGCCGAGGUGGAAUACUCAGCCAUGAACUUUGACCUAUUUGCUGGUCUGGCGCCAGCCGUGACAGGCGAGACGCACCGCCUCACUGAUGAUAUGUUUCACUACACAAUCCGAGAGCCGCUUGGCGUCGUUGCUCGGAUUAUUCCAUACAACCACCCCAUGUUGGGAGUUGCGAUCAAGAUGGCAACGCCCUUGGUCAUGGGCAACACAGUCGUGAUCAAGGUUUCAGAGCAGGCGCCCAUAUCCGCUCUUCAUCUGAUGGAUCUUAUCGGUGGCCUCUUCCCACCGGGAGUCAUAAACGUGCUUGCCGGGGGUAGAGAUAGUGGCGAGAUGUUGUCUAGUCAUCCUAUUGUGAAGAAAGUUACUCUGGUUGGCAGUGUUCCAGUCGGUCGCGCUAUCUCAAGGAGCGCCGCUGACACACUGAAGCUCACAACCCACGAGCUAGGUGGGAAGAACGCACUUGUUGCCUACCCGGAUGCUGAUAUCCCUAAGCUGGUCGAUGGGAUCGUCAAAGGCAUAAACUGGGCCUGGUGUGGCCAGUCAUGCUCCUCUACUUCACGAGUGUUCCUCCACGAGACUAUCCAUGACGAGGUGCUGAAAUUGGUCGUUGAAGCAAUCAAGAAGACUCAUAAGCCUGAUAACCCCCUCAAAACCGAAACAACUAUGGGCGCUCUGGUAGACAAGAAAGCUAUUGAGCGAGUCAAGAAGUAUGUGGAAAUUGGAAAAAAGGAGGGUGCAACGCUGGUUACUGGUGGACACCCUGCUGAAGUGACUGGUGAGUUGGCAAAUGGCUGCUUCUGGGCUCCUACGAUCUUCUCCGAUGUCAAACAAAGCAUGCGUAUCGCCCAGGAGGAGAUUUUCGGGCCUGUCAUGAGUGUCCUCAAGUGGAGCGAUGAGGUAACGUUGUGGAAAGAAGUCAACUCAGUUGAGUACGGCCUUACGGGGUCCGUCUACACAACAAACACUGUCACGGCCCAAAAAGCUGUCAAGAAGAUGGAGGCCGGAUAUUGCUGGAUAAACAACAGUGCUAAGCAUUUCUUGGGCAUGCCUUUUGGGGGUUACAAGCAGUCUGGCAUGGGCCGCGAACAUGAUUUGCAGGAGUUGUACGAAAUGACACAACUCAAAGCGGUCCACAUGAGUCUGGAAUAG
Molecule: messenger RNA, 1482 nt
Organism: Clonostachys rhizophaga
Lineage: Eukaryota; Fungi; Ascomycota; Sordariomycetes; Hypocreales; Bionectriaceae
Source: the annotation of a GenBank genome assembly